Messenger RNA from Medicago truncatula (barrel medic), 930 nucleotides. RefSeq lists its product as uncharacterized. Lineage: Eukaryota; Viridiplantae; Streptophyta; Magnoliopsida; Fabales; Fabaceae. The coding region runs from base 176 to 631 and encodes 151 amino acids. The record is from RefSeq and is a predicted model, not a curated record. The transcript has 6 exons.
UUUCUUUGCCAAUAAAAACACAAUUGUCCUUUUCUCAUCUUAAGGCCUUUUCUAAAGCAUUGGUUGAGAGAAUUGUCUAUAUAUAAGAAACACUCUCUCACUUUAGUUAUUUCAAGAGUUGAGGUAGUCAUUUUGAUAUUAGAGUGGUGUUUAGGAAUACAAGAUUAGUGAGGAAAUGGAAGGAAAAAAUAACCAAAAUGAUUCUUCUUCAUUUGUUUCUGAGCUCUUUGGCUCCAAAAAGACACACCCAUCUUCUUCUUCUGGAGUUUUUGGCUCUUUGGUUUCUUCUCAAUCCCCUAAUGUGUUAGGAAAAGAUUCUAUCCGCACUGAAGUGAGUGAAAAAUCUAUCAAGGAGCAAUGGGACUCUAUACUUGGAGUUCGAACACAUGAUGACUUCUCCAAGGUCUAUGGUGGUGAAUCUCAGAAGAGUUCAAUCUACUACCAGGAUCAAAGAAUUGGACCAUGUAAUCUCAGCUCAUCAAUAUUUUAUGGUGGCCAAGACAUAAUUUAUCCUGCUCAGAGUUCACAGAAUGAAAGGAAGAAAAAGUCAUUGUCCAAGAAGGAUGGAGAAGAAGAUGAUUUAGGGAUUGCUACAAGAGGAGAUUGGUGGAAAGGAGGUCUCCAUUAUUAAAAUCAUCCUUGUCAGCAUUAUAUGCAUGCUUUACAAGGACAUAGCUGGAUAGUGCAUCAAUAUUAUCAAUCAAGUUAUGUGGAAGAAUAUGCAGCAAUCAGAAAAUUUAUCAUUCGUGUCUUUAUAUACAUUGUCGUCAAUUGAGUAAUCAAAAUAUUAAGAUUAUUUAUAUUUUAUGGUGAAAACUCUAUUUAUUAGUCACAAUAUAAUUUCAAGUAUGUUUUUGGGACCAAUUCUAUGGAGCACAAAUAAAAAUAUAUCGUGAUUUUUUAUCCAAUGAUAGAAAAGAUAUUUGUACA